AUGUCCGUCUCAUGGAGAGCCACCUCCCAGCUCUUAGCCUCGCGCUCCGUCCACAUUCGCAUCCAGCCUCGGCCUGCCAAUCUGUCAGAAAGCCGCGAGGUCUUCCGUGUAAUGCAGCGCUUUGGAGAACUCAGCACUUACAAGUAUCUUCGGUACGAGUAUCACGCCCCAGCCGACAAUUCCGCAUUUGCUAUCUAUCGAGAUCCCGACGCCGCACAAAAGGCAUUGAAUGCCUCGCCCAUACGGUUUUCGUUGGAGGAAAUCUUAUCCGAAGACGACGCAUCGAAGGCAGGGAGCAGACAGAGUGGCGUGACGGUGAGCGACGAUGCCAUCACGCCUGAAACUCCGGUUAAAGAUGGCAUUGAAGAAAUCACGCGGGCGAGUCCAUUGCUCAACCGCAACCUACCGAACAGGCAGACAUCCCUUACAUCGUUAACCAGUUCGUCCAAAAGCCCACAAUCAUCCCCAUCGAUCGGGUUGCCCUUCGAGAGUCCAGAGCCCCGAGGGACGACGACGAAAUGGUUCCAGAUUACCGUCGAUAGGUCGCGUGCUGUACACCAGGAUUUCGUAGAGAGGCAGCCGUAUUGGAAGCAGUUUAGCCCAAUGAAGUCGAUGGCGCAGGAGGAUCUUGCCAAGGUUGUUCCUCUGAUCGGACUGAGCGAUGUGUCGAAGCGACCACCGGGCCAACACCGGACUCCAAAUAAGGUGCUGAAGCUGAUGUCAUAUUACGUUGACCACAAGAUGCCAAGUUUGAGGGAGAUGUAUGAGGAGUGUGGCAGGGAGAAGAAUAAAAGCUAA
Molecule: messenger RNA, 798 nt
Organism: Lindgomyces ingoldianus
Lineage: Eukaryota; Fungi; Ascomycota; Dothideomycetes; Pleosporales; Lindgomycetaceae
Exons: 2
Coding region: 1-798 (265 amino acids)
Source: RefSeq, a predicted model, not a curated record